AAUGCACAUAAAAAUAAUUAAUUUUGAUGAAAAUUGCAUAUUAAAAAGAUAUAAAUACCCGAAGAGAUGACACCUUUUUAUAUUUUCUAAGCUAUUUAGAAAUUAGAUAAAUUUUCUAUUAAGAUACAUUACAUUUCUAUCAUUACAAAUCAUUAUGACAUUAAGACUUUCUAAACAUACACUUUGCUUCGAAGAGUACCAAGACAGGAUCUCAAAGACAUGUAUUUCUGUUAAGAAUCUAUCACUUAAACAUAAAGUGGCAUUUAAUCUUCAAACUACAACAGCAUCAGAUCAUUAUACGGUUUAUCCAUCUACUGCUAUGCUUAAUCCAAAUUGUGAAUGUGAAAUUUCAUUUGAAAAACAUCCUUUUAGUCUUUUCCAUGAAAAUAAGGAAUCCAAUAAGACAAUUGAUAGCUUUAUUAUUCAAUCUAUACAAAUAGAUGAUAAAAUGAAUAAAAAAAUAACAAAAAUGAAAAAAAAUGAUAAAAUAAUAUGGGAUUUUCUUGAAUCAGAAGUUCAAAAGAGUUUCAAGAAGAACAAAAUAAAGACAGUUACGUUAUUAGUAUCUAUUAACAAUAAAACCGAUUUAGAUGUUUCAUCGAACCUAACAACUAAAAAAUCAAAUGGCACAAAAAAGGAAAGCUAUAAUAAUAUUACAAAAAAAAUAAAUCACUUUUCUACAUUGCCUAUAAAAUUUUUUAGAAACAAUAUGUUUAUACAAAAUCAGAAAGAAUAUGAAUAUCUUCAUCAAAAAAAGACCUUUCGCAGUUCUUCCGAAACAUUAGAAACAAUUAUGUCAUCCUCAAGAAAAUAUCAAAUGCAAGAUAAUGAUUUAAAAUCUCGAAAGUUGUUCAAAGGUUCAUGCAACAUGACAGAUAAACACGGAAACCCAUUUCAAAAUUUGAAGAACGAUUUUUUUUAUUCCACAGAUACAUUUAAUACAUAUAUGUCUGACAAUACAACAAUUACUGUUGUGAAUUUAGGUCAUUCACACAAAACAUAUAAUAAUGAAACGAAUAACACUAGUUUAUCUGAAUUAUGGUCUAAUAAAGAUUCAGAUGAUGAUACUGAUUUAAAUUAUUUAAAAGUAUCUACUGACGUCAUAGAGCCAAAAAAGAUUGAAGGGGAUUUCAAUAAAGGCAUUGAACAUCUUCAAGUAUGGAAAUUGAUACAAAAACAGAACAAAACUAAACAUCCUGAUACAUCUUCAGAUAAAAAUGAGUUUUCUGACAAUGAAUUUAUCAUUCCAUCUCUUCCUUUGAAGCAAAAUUUCAUAGCUUCAACUAUUUCUAUAGAUUCAAGUCCAUCUUUACUAAGUUUAUCUCAGAGAUCUACAGAAAGUUUUCUUUCUCAAGAAAUAUUUUAUACAUAUAAGAGUUCAACUUGCAAAGGAAUUAGGAACGAUGUCAGAAAAAUAUCUUUUAACAAAGAAUCAUUAUUUUCUCAUUCUCAAAAAUCCACCUAUGAUAAUUCUAUAACCCCGGAUUGGAUGAACGGCAUUUUAAACUUACAAAAAGAUUUUCAAGCAAUGAUUGAUGACUUUGAUCAAAAAAUAAAUUUUGAUAUUAAAGAUUUUAAUCUUUCAACUAUUUCAUGUCAAGUGUAA
Messenger RNA from Pneumocystis murina B123, 1606 nucleotides. RefSeq lists its product as hypothetical. Lineage: Eukaryota; Fungi; Ascomycota; Pneumocystomycetes; Pneumocystales; Pneumocystaceae. The record is from RefSeq and is a predicted model, not a curated record. The coding region runs from base 155 to 1606 and encodes 483 amino acids. The transcript has a single exon.